AUGUCCAAAGAAACAAAGCUUAAAGAAGAAGUCACAGAGAGACCGGAUUCUAUAAAGGUUGACCCACCAUCGAAUUCAUCACUAUAUCAUACCAUAAAACCAUUUUCAUAUUUAACUUCAACAACUAAACAAUCAGUAUCUAAAAAUGUUUUGCUUAUUUUGAACCAAAAGUUUACAAUUGACCUAAAUAGUAUUUGGAAUCAUUGUGAAUUAGUAGUUUGUGCGGAUGGAGGAGCAAAUCGAUUAUAUAACUAUUUUAAAGAUGAACAAUUGAGAUCAAAAUAUAUUCCUAACUAUAUAGUUGGAGAUUUUGAUUCAAUAUCUGAAGAAGUUAAAGAUUAUUAUGAAAAGAAAGGCACAAAAAUAAUACCUCAAAGAACUCAAUAUAGUACAGAUUUUCAAAAGGCUGUAAAAUGUAUUCAAUUGCAUUACUUGUUAAAACAAGAGAACACGAAUUGGCCCUAUGUCAAUGAUGACUGUGGAUUGGAUGAAAUAUGGGAGAAAGAAUACCAUGCAAAGAGUGAUAUUGAAAUUAGGGUCUACGUUUUAUCAGCAAUUGGAGGUAGAUUUGACCAAACUGUUCAAUCCAUCAAUCAAUUAUACAUCUUACAUCAAAACGAACCAAACUUACAAAUAUUUUUCAUAACUGAGUCCGAUAUCAUUUUUUUGCUAUAUAAAGGAACAAAUUAUGUAAGUUAUCCUUCAAGAUCAGUAUUUUUUAAGCCAACAAAUGCAAUACCGACUUGCGGUUUACUUCCCUUAAGUGAUCGAUCAAUUUUACUAUCAACAGACGGGUUAAAAUAUGAUGUUAAGAAUUGGAUUAGUAACAUGACAGGUAAUGUUAGUUCUUCCAAUAGAGUCAGUGGUGAAGAUGGAUUCAUAGUAAUUUGUUCUGAUCCAAUUGUGAUCAAUAUAGAGGUGGAUUUAUAG
This is a messenger RNA of Lodderomyces pseudojiufengensis, 930 nucleotides long. Its product is annotated as thiamine diphosphokinase. The transcript has a single exon. Gene Ontology annotation, molecular function: ATP binding; thiamine binding; thiamine diphosphokinase activity. Gene Ontology annotation, biological process: thiamine diphosphate biosynthetic process; thiamine metabolic process. The coding region runs from base 1 to 930 and encodes 309 amino acids. NCBI's taxonomy places the organism in Eukaryota, Fungi, Ascomycota, Pichiomycetes, Serinales, Debaryomycetaceae. The record is from RefSeq and is a predicted model, not a curated record.